GGUCGAGGUGCAAGUUCUCAAGUUCUGCAUGCAGUCUCGGUUCAACAACGUCUGACGUUCUCCAUGAGCGCAAGGCCAUUUCGCUCACGGCGGUCUCAUCAAAAGUCUAGACACGGCUGUGCAGAAUGUAAAAGGCGGCGUAUCAAGUGCGAUGAGACCACCCCAGUAUGCACCAACUGCGGGAAUCGUGGGCAGGAAUGCUCGUUCGCCUCAGUCAGUCCAGCCAAUUCGACAAUAUCUAGUGGCUCGCCUUCAUCCGGCACUCCGCGAGGCCAAGAUCCCCAGGCGAGACGUUUUGAACCUCGAGUAUUCUCAAAUGGAGGUCGCCAACAGACCUUUCGACUGGCGACCUCCAAGAGGGGCCAACGCGCGCCUCGGAAUGAGCCAGCAGACUCGCCGGCCGAGUCCUCGCUUUCCGACGGCAUCUCCAUAGCUGAUCUUCGUCUGUUUCAUCAUUAUUCCAUCUCAACAUGCUUCACACUGACCGAGGACAACGAUCCAAAUGGAGUGAUGCAGAAACACAUCGCCCAGUGGGGCAUGGAUUUCCCUUCUAUCUUGCAUCUGAUCCUCGCUCUGGCUGCGUGGCAUUUGGCCUACCUGACUCCCGAAUCUCGCAACAGCUACAUCUCACAAGCGGAGAAUCACUUCACUUCUGGUGUGCGUAUUGUGACUCGCGAACUUGCCAAUUUCAACGUCGACAACUGCCAGAAGAUCUACAUGUCAGCUGUACUGGUAUGUCUCGCAUACUUUGCCCGCGGGCCCCAACCUGGCGAAUACCUCAUUUUUAGCGAUAGCGGCAUUUCCGAAUGGCAGAGACUCCUAAGAGGAGUCAAGGUCAUCGUCACUACGUAUCGCCAUGAGGUUUUCAGUGGAGUUUUGGCGCCCGGGGAGGGCGGGGAGUCGGGGGCAAUGAGCGAGUCUUUGUGCGUCGAGCUCAGGGAACACACUAAAGAAGUCAAGACCCUCGGACAAUUCGUCAUGCAGAAUAUCAAUACCCAGCCGAAUCGGUCGAUGUAUCAGUCGGCCAUUGACGAUCUACUGAUGAUCAUGCAAGAUGUCUACAAAAAACUGGUGGUCAAUGACCCCGGUGUUGGCUUGAUGCCCUCUUUGAUGGGUUGGCUCUACCGACUCCCUGAUGAAUUCGUGUGUCUCCUGGAACAGAAAGAGCCAUUUUCUCUGAUGAUAUUGUCUCACUGGGCGGUCAUUCUGAGAUACAUGGAGAGUGUAUGGUUCAUGGAGGGCUGGUCUCAGCAUGUGCUGCGAGGGAUAUCGGCCAAUCUCAGUGCUGACUUUCAACCUCACAUUUCGUGGCCUAUUCAGCGGAUAACUGAGAAUUGA
This is a messenger RNA of Penicillium diatomitis, 1338 nucleotides long. RefSeq names its product Zn(II)2Cys6 transcription factor domain-containing protein. The annotation marks the transcript as partial. Gene Ontology annotation, molecular function: zinc ion binding; DNA-binding transcription factor activity, RNA polymerase II-specific. The record is from RefSeq and is a predicted model, not a curated record. Gene Ontology annotation, biological process: regulation of transcription by RNA polymerase II. The transcript has 2 exons. NCBI's taxonomy places the organism in Eukaryota, Fungi, Ascomycota, Eurotiomycetes, Eurotiales, Aspergillaceae.